AGAGAAUCUAGAGAGAUAGAAGGGCAAGGAUGAAGAGGCAGAAGAGAAAAGAAGAGAAAAAAAUAAACAAGGAGGAGCAGGAGGAAGAUGCAGAAGAGGAUUGGUGCUUCGUCUGCAAAGAUGGUGGAGACCUCAUGUUAUGCGACUACCCGGGCUGCUUAAAAGUAUAUCAUGCUCAAUGCGUGGGUAAAAAGAAAUCCUUCACUGUGGCUGGAAAACGCUGGAUUUGUAGGAAGCAUUCUUGUGCAUUAUGCCGAUGUACCCCAAAGUUUUACUGCUUUUGUUGUCCGAAUUCAGUAUGUCGACAUUGCAUAAGCAGUUCUAAGUUUACACACGUUAGAGGAAAGAAAGGGUUUUGCAAGGAAUGUUUGGAGCUUAUUCUACUGGCAGAGCAAAACUCAGAAUAUGGUUCCAAUGGUGAAAAAAUAGACUUCAAGGAUCGAGAUACACUUGAAUGCCUAUUUAAAGAAUAUUGGGAAAUCAUAAAGGAAAAAGAAGGCUUGACUUCAGAUGAUGUCUAUUCUGCAGAUGUACUGUUAAAGAGGGAAGAAAAUAAAACAUACAGGUUUGAUUUUGUAAAAUCUGGCGAGGUUGAAGAAGCUAUUGACCUGAUAUCUGAUAGUGACACUUCUGACAAAGAAUUUCUGAGACCGAUGGGAAAAGGGAAGGCACAAGAGUUUAUCGGAUGGGCAUCCAAACCUCUCAUUGAGUUCCUGCGAUCUAUUGGUAUAGAUACAACCAACAAGUUAUCGCAGUAUGAUGUGGACUCAAUCAUCUAUGAUUAUAUCAAAGAGAGAACCCUUUUUGACCCAAUAAAAAAGAAAAAGGUCAUAUGUGAUGAGAAGCUUUAUUCUAUUUUCGGAAAGAAGUCCGUAGAUAGGAUAAAAAUAUAUGGUCUUUUGGAGGAACAUAUGGCCGAGAACUUGGUUAUAUCGGAUGAAGAUGACAGUGAGCUGGAAGACAAGAAGAAAGAUACAAUGAUGGCAAGCAAGAAACAAAGAGUGAGCUCAGGUAUAGCAUCUAUUGAAAAGGAAGUGAGUCCUAGUGUCCAGAAAAGUUUUUUUGCAUCUAUAGUUCCUGAGAAUAUCAAGCUUGUCUACUUAAGGAGGAGUUUAGUGGAGGAGUUCUUGAAGCAGCCUGAAAACUUUAAAAGCAAGCUACUAGGAACUUUUGUGAGAGUGAAAAAUGAUGCCAGGCUUCGUCUGACAAAUUCUCACCAACUUUUACAAGUUGAAGGUAUAAAGAAAGACUCAACAGCUGAUGAAAUGGACGGAUGAAAUUCUCCUCAAGUUUCCAAUAGAGAUAUCCCGAUUUGUAGGCUGGCAGAUUCAGACUUCACUGAGGACGAAUUUAAGGAGUUGCGGGAAAAUGUGGCAAAUGGCCUGCUAAGGAAGCCUACAGUUGCCGAGCUUGAACAGAAGGCAAGACUUCUGCAUGAGGAUAUAACUAAGCAUUGGAUUGAGAGAGAGUUGGUCAGGUUACAGAACUGCAUUGAUCGAGCAAAUGAGAAGGGACGAAGAAGAGAAUAUCCUUCCAUGGUCUAUAUGCAACUAUUCCCUAGUUAAACUUUCAUAGCUUUGAAUGCUUUAAUCUGAGCUUGUUUUAUUAUAGGUGAAAGUCCUCCCAUUGGUUUGCAGUUUUUGUAUUUUAUUUUCAUGGCCAAUUUUUCCCUCCACUCAAAGGGCAUGUUUGCAAGCACCGCUUCCAGUCCAACGUUUUAACAAAGUACAACAGAAAUUGUUUGUUGAAAGUCGUUUUUUAUUGUAGUUUACAAUUACAUUGUCCUGUCCCAAUUUUUGACCAUGAAUGGCAUCUAGUCAAGAGCAGUGGUUGAACGAGAUGCCAAAUUUUCCAGUAUUUUGAUAAUAUUUACGUGGAAAUAUCAGGUUUUGGUUCUUCAUGCAUCACUUUUACUACAUGCACACACGAACACAAACACACACAAGUGCUUGAGCAUCUGUCAACCUACAUUUGUGUUAUGCUACUUUGUCACAUUGAAUGACAGAGGACCUUAACCAGCUUUUUGUUCAACGCUGUGGGAAUUUAUGGAGAAGAGAGAGAUGCUAAAGCAACCCUCUGUUCAGAUUGGUCUACUAAAGGAGGUGCCGAAGGUCACUGCAGAGGUUUUAGAGGCUGAAUCUGGUUCUGAGGAUACUGUAAAAGCUGAUAAUCUAUAACGUGUUUCCUCACUAGGCUCGAUCAGCAUAUUGAAAUGACUGCUGUGUUGAAAGGGCUGUAAUGUGGCGUUGUUUGUUUUCUAGUCUAUGUCGUUCUGUCUUCUUAAGCUUAAAAUAAAACUGCGUUCAUUGCAGUUUAAGACAUGGCCAACAAAUACACCAUCGGUACUGUGUUGAUGUUGGUAUUUUGUGUUAUCAUUUCGGUUGAGUUCAUGGUCGGUGUUUCCAUCAUUUUGUGUGAGACAUAGAAGAAUGAAAAUUGGUAAAGUGAACGGCCUACUUCAGAGAUUUCUCAUAUGACUCACUUUAUGUAAGCUUGAAAAAUUAACAUUAGC
Messenger RNA from Pyrus x bretschneideri (Chinese white pear), 2512 nucleotides. RefSeq names its product zinc finger CCCH domain-containing protein 44-like. The coding region runs from base 30 to 1277 and encodes 415 amino acids. The transcript is spliced from 8 exons. The record is from RefSeq and is a predicted model, not a curated record. Gene Ontology annotation, molecular function: DNA binding. NCBI's taxonomy places the organism in Eukaryota, Viridiplantae, Streptophyta, Magnoliopsida, Rosales, Rosaceae.